AUGGUAACUGUUGAGAGAGACACAGGGGGGGACGCGGCGCCGGCGCUGAGCGCCUCCCGCCCCGCAGAGAACUACCUGUACCAGGUGCGGCAGGAGUGCUACGCGCGCAACGGGACGCAGCGCUUCGUGGAGAGAUUCAUCUACAACCGCGAGGAGUACGUGCGCUUCGACAGCGACGUGGGCCUGUUCCAGGCGGUGACGGAGCUGGGGCGGCAGAGCGCUGAGUCCUGGAACGGGCAGAAGGACCUGCUGGAGGGGAGGCGGGCCGUGGCGGGCACCGCGUGCAGACACAACUACGAGGCGGAGAAGCCCAUCGUGGCGCAGCGCAGAGUCCAGCCUAAAGUGAACGUCUCCCCCUCCAAGAAG
Molecule: messenger RNA, 366 nt
Organism: Propithecus coquereli (Coquerel's sifaka)
Lineage: Eukaryota; Metazoa; Chordata; Mammalia; Primates; Indriidae
Product: HLA class II histocompatibility antigen, DP beta 1 chain-like
Exons: 2
Biological process (GO): immune response; immunoglobulin production involved in immunoglobulin-mediated immune response; peptide antigen assembly with MHC class II protein complex
Cellular component (GO): MHC class II protein complex; membrane
Molecular function (GO): MHC class II protein complex binding
Source: RefSeq, a predicted model, not a curated record